Molecule: messenger RNA, 1572 nt
Organism: Anopheles coluzzii
Lineage: Eukaryota; Metazoa; Arthropoda; Insecta; Diptera; Culicidae
Gene: Tango4
Product: pleiotropic regulator 1
Exons: 3
Coding region: 129-1514 (461 amino acids)
Biological process (GO): mRNA splicing, via spliceosome
Cellular component (GO): catalytic step 2 spliceosome; precatalytic spliceosome; Prp19 complex
Molecular function (GO): protein binding
Source: RefSeq, a predicted model, not a curated record
GCUGUCAAAAUUUGUUUACCCUACGAAAGAAAACAACACGCUGCCGCUAAAGUUGCCGCAGCAGCUUCGUUUUACCAAAAAAGAGAGUAAAUUGUGCUUCUAAAACCGUAAAACAUUAUAACGCACACAUGGAGGAAGUUCAGCGUCACUCGGUGCACACGUUGGUGUUCCGUUCGUUAAAGCGUACGCAUGAUUUUUUCGUCGCCAACCAAUCGCUGCUGCCGGAGAUCGACGAAACACUUGAAAAGUUGAAAUACAACAUUAAAGCUCGGGACACGUAUGGGUUGGUUUUCGACCGUGCGGCCAAGGCAAAAGCGCUGGCAGCGAAGCGGGGCGAUAGUGACCGGAUCGAGGGACAGCAUGGCGGCAAGGAUGGCGUGUUGGCAAUAACAGCCGCCGGCGAACAGGAAGGAAGCGCACCGGAUGGUACAAAUGGUCAGAUGGCGCUGGUUCCUGCCUCUACCCCGACACCCCAGGCUGCCUCCAACGCGGUGCAAAUACUGCCAAAGAAAGCGCCCACCAUCCCGAAACCGAAAUGGCACGCCCCGUGGAAGCUGUGCCGCGUCAUUUCGGGCCAUCUGGGCUGGGUGCGUUGCGUUGCGGUGGAGCCGGGCAACGAGUGGUUCGCUACGGGUGCCGCCGAUCGGGUGAUUAAAAUUUGGGACCUGGCCAGCGGCAAGCUGAAGCUCUCGCUUACCGGCCACGUCAGCACGGUGCGGGCGCUGGCGGUAAGCCCGCGGCAUCCGUACCUGUUCAGCUGCGGCGAGGACCGGCAGGUGAAGUGCUGGGACCUGGAGUACAACAAGGUGAUCCGGCACUACCACGGCCACCUGUCGGCGGUCUACACGAUGUCGCUGCAUCCGACGAUCGACGUGCUGGUGACGGCCGGGCGCGAUUCAACGGCGCGCGUGUGGGACAUGCGCACCAAGGCCAACAUCCACACGCUGACCGGGCACACGAACACGGUCGCGAGCGUGGUAACGCAGGCGGCCAAUCCGCAGAUCAUCACCGGCAGCCACGACUCGACCGUGCGGCUGUGGGAUCUGGCCGCCGGCAAGAGCAUGUGCACGCUGACCAACCACAAGAAGAGCGUGCGUGCGAUCGUGCUGCAUCCGUCGCUGUACAUGUUUGCGUCGGCCUCGCCGGACAACAUCAAGCAGUGGCGCUGCCCGGAGGGCAACUUCAUCCAGAACCUGGGCGGCCACAACUCGAUCGUGAACUGUAUGGCGGUCAAUCCGGAGGGGGUGCUGGUGUCGGGCGGCGACAAUGGUACAAUGUUUUUCUGGGACUGGCGCACCGGGUACAACUUCCAGCGCUUCCAGGCGGCGGUCCAGCCGGGCUCGAUGGACAGCGAGGCGGGCAUUUUCUCGAUGACGUUCGACCAGUCCGGCUCGCGGCUGAUCACGACCGAGGCGGACAAGACGAUCAAGAUCUACAAGGAGGACGACGAGGCGACGGAGGAGUCGCAUCCGAUCAACUGGCGGCCGGAAAUUAUUAAGCGUAGAAAGUAUUAAGCAGGAGCGUCUCAACUUUGUACGGAAAUACAUUUAAUUUUAAUGCGAACAAUGGUAA